Molecule: messenger RNA, 2790 nt
Organism: Carassius carassius (crucian carp)
Lineage: Eukaryota; Metazoa; Chordata; Actinopteri; Cypriniformes; Cyprinidae
Gene: wipf3
Product: WAS/WASL interacting protein family member 3
Exons: 8
Coding region: 1190-2656 (488 amino acids)
Molecular function (GO): actin binding
Source: RefSeq, a predicted model, not a curated record
ACAGUGACUAGACUUAAAUGUGAACAGUUUGGUCAUAUUUCACAACUUUUCGAAUAACAUAGUUCAGUAUCUGGAUUUUCAAUAGUUAGAGUGUUGUACGUUGACCUUUAAAGGGACAGUUCACCCAAUAAUAACAAUUCUGUCGUCGUUUAUUCACGCUUGUGUCGGUCCAAACCUGAUACAUGACUUUCUUCCUUGUGUGGAACAUAAAAGAAGAUAUUUGAACAACAGCCGACCAUUUUUUUUGACCAAUGACGUUCAGUUACAAAUAAAAAUAUUUUCUCAAAAUAUAUUAGUUUACGGUCCACAGAAGGAAGAAAUUCAUACAGGUUUGUAAAGAAACGAGGGUGAAUAAGUGAUGAUAUCAUUUACAUUUCUGGGUCAUCUAUCCCUUUAAGGAAUAUUUACAAACCCAUUUAUUUUCAUAUGAAUUAUUCAUUUAAAUAAUAAUUUAAUACUUUUAACUCUCUCACACUUUUCUUAACAUAGCAGGCUAUUAAAAUGUAAUGUUAUAAAAUUCACGUGAAAUGAAUGAAAUAUAUAAACAGAAAACUGAAUCUUUAAACAGAAUACAAAUCAUUCACAAGUGUUAUGAUUAGCAUCAGCCAGAUAUUAUACAGCAUGUCUCUACAGGUGGAUAAAAAUGUUUCCACAUGGGUGGAGCACAACAUUAUGUGUCAACAUCUCCAUGGGAAAGCUGUUAAUGGGACUCUAGGGAAAGACAGAGCUAAGGUUGUUAAGAGUUAAGAGCUAUGCUGCUGGAUGAAAUAUAACCCACAAGAUCUUGGACACUCAUAUUAUGAAAGAGGCCAAAAGAUGAAUAGUUGAAUUCUUAAUGUGACUCUUGAACAAUGUUGGGUUUCUAUUUAUUUAAUCAUCUAUAAAUGUGAAAUUAAUUUAAUAUUAGAAUUUCCUGAUGCUUGAACUUGUCCAUUUGUCCUUUUCCUUCAUGGAGCAAUACCACAAUAACAAUGUUUCUCUGUUUUGGCAAGAAUAAAAAUUCCUUAUAAUUAACAUAUUAACUAAAUUCCUUCUACAUUUCUCAGCUGUAUUUAGCGGGUUUCUUUUCCUCACACAAUAGCUCUGAUUGGCUGCUGGGCUUGCCAGAGGUUGAGCAGCUCUACUUCUCAAACAACAGACUCCAUUGUUAUCUCCGGAGCUCUCCGGCUCUUGAUAAGGCUCCCUAGCAAUGCCUGUCCCUCCUCCUCCACCUCCCCCAGCUCCACCUCCUGCACCUCCUGCACAAUCACGGACAGACCCUCCUAAAAUCCAGCGUUCAGAGGUUGGAGGUCGCAGUGCGCUCCUUUCCGACAUUCAGAAAGGGACGAGGCUGAAAAAGGUCACACAGGUCAAUGACCGAAGCACACCAUUCCUUGACAAACCUAAAGUGAACAGUGUGGAUGGCAGUGGAAGAAAUGUGGCUGCUGGAAACUCUACAAACGCAGUAGGAUCUGCUCCAUCUUCAGUGGGUCCAACUCUGGGUGGACUUUUUGCUGGGGGAUUUCCUGUACUCAAACCAGUCGGACAAAGAGACAAGCAGCCACAACACAACAUGGUGUCUCGCUCCGGCUCCACCGCCAGCCUGAAGCAGCCUCUCUGGAACCCUCCAUCACAGGGAGAUGGGUUCAGAGGAAGCGCCCCUGAUCUUUCCCCCUCCCACAAACCUUUGGAAAGAGCCUCCUCACUGUCUAAAACUCGGCCCAUUUCCUCAUACACAGCCUCUCCCUCCCCAAGCCAAACUUCACAUCCAUGUUUCAAACUUUCAUCUACUCCACCUUCCUCUGCCCCUCCACCUCCUCCUCCUCAGGAGCGGCCCAGUAACAGACCACCUCCUCUCCCCACCUGCCCACCCCCACCCCCUCCUCCUCAAACGGCCAAACCCACUUGGUUACCGGUUCAAUCACACUCCAUUCCCAUGCCUACGACUCCGCCUCCUCCACUGCCUCCCUCAGUUCCUGCGUACUCACUUCCUGACAGAUCAUCUGGGGUCUUCUACCCUCCGCCUCCUCCACCUCCUCCAUCAGUCCCUCCAUCCUCUCUUCCUGAUAGGUCAUCUGGGGUCUUCUACCCUCCACCUCCUCCUCCACCACCUCCGUCCUCAUUCUCUAACAGAUCAUCUGGAGUCUUCCCUCCACCCCCUUCUCCGGGGCCAUUAGAAAUGAAGGAUAGUCCUUUAGGGCCUCCUCCCCCACCUCCUCCUCCUCUUCCUGCUUCGUUUGCAUGCAGUCACCCCUCCUCAGCACCGCCUCCGCUACCUCAGAAAGUACCUCCCAUGCCUUCACCCACAUACAGGCCCUGCGUACCACCUUUGCCACCGUCUUACCCCUGUACCGCCCCCAGUAGACGACCCCCUGCAGUGCCACGUUUUGCAGGUGCUCCACGGAUGGCUCCACCCCCUGCUCCCCCUGCUCGGUCUCCUAACACUGAACUCUCCAGUAGGAUCCCACCCCCUCCUCCUCUCCCACUGUCAGCUCCACCCAGCACAGUACGCAAUGGACACCUGCACAGCUUAGAUGACUUUGAAUCUAAGUUUCACUUCCAUCCUAUUGAGGACUUCCCCCCUCCUGAAGAGUUCAGGCCCUUCCCACGUACCUACCCCAGCAAGGAGAACAGAGUCAACCCACAACCUCCUGCCAUGAGGACUCAUUUAAGAUGAAGUUUGGUGCUAACCUUCUGCAGGACAUAUUUUAAGCCUCAAUCUCAUUGUCAGUGAAGAACAGCAGCCAAAUCUGUAGAUCAAAUUAUCACAACUGCAUUAUCUGUGAAAACAUUCAAGUUUGAUGUAAAACU